AAACCCCCCGAACUGGCCUGGCAAGGUGGUAAUAAUAGAAUUUGAUGAAUUAAAACUAUCUAGUACAGUUCAAAUCACAAUCUAAGUCAAUCCUUCUUUUGGUCAAAGGUUAAAAUAAUAUUUGACUUCUUAUGUUGACAGAUUACAGAUGAUUUCUAUGAACUUAUGUCUUGUGAUUUGCUUGUGACUGCUUCAGAAAAAUACUAUGUAUAGAUGAUCUAGAUGUAAUGACGGACAAAGUCAAAAUAUCAAUACGUGAGAUACUGAUUGGAAUUAGGUUAAAAGAAAAGUUUGUGAUUUAGAUUGCCCCCAAGAAGUAAGAUGACCGCAGAAACCAUAAGUCUGUAUGUAAAGGUGCCACCAGACAGCUUUACUGCUGACCAAGAGACAGAGAAUGUUCUGUUAGGCCUAGGACCACUUUGCCUGAAGGGAUGUAUGGACAACCCAACAUGUGUUCAGCUUGGUACACCUGGGAAUAAACUAUACACAUUUGUCAAUGAAGAGGGCAGUCAUGCCUCAAUGAGAAUCUACAGUCAUGGUUUGGUGACCUUCGAUAUACAGUACCUUAUUCAAGAUGGAACCAGUCCAUAUAACAUGGAUUACAUUCGGAACUUGCAAAGCAAGAUUAAACAAUACCUAGGAACCCUAACCACAGAGGUCAACAGUCUGUAUACCCCUAUUAAACGUGGGGGUCCUGUCUGGCCCUACACAGUUGCCGGUGAUGAGAGACUCAUAGAGGCAGACUAUGAUGCAGUUGUUAGUAAUGUCGAUUCAAGAUGGCAAAAUAUACUCAUAAUGCACUCCAAGGAGCAUGGCAACGUGCUAAGGCUAGACCAUGACACAAUGUAUGGAGAGAGUGACAAAAUCUACAUAGACACUUUAUGCCAACUUGGUAGAUUAGACUUCAAAAAUAAAGAAAUCCUCAUCCUUGGAGGUGGAGAUGGAGGGAUAAUACAUGAACUGCAAAAGGAGAACCCCAAAAUGAUAACAAUGGCUGAAAUAGAUGAGGAAGUGAUUAAAGUGUGUCGGAAACAUUUGAGAAGUGUUUGUGGAGAUACUAUGGAUACAUUUAUAGGCCCAAAUUAUAAAAUCCUAAUAAAAGACUGUGUAGAUGUUCUCAAGCAAGCCAUAGAAUCAGGGAAGAAAUAUGACUUUGUCAUCAAUGAUCUCACAGAAUUUCCAGUAGACAAAGAAUCAAAAGGGUUUGAUUAUGACUUUGAGACAGCCAGUCAAGUAUUAGAGAUGUCCCUACAGACAAUCAAAGACUCUGGAAAAUACUUAGCCAGGGGUAACACAAAGAGUGCAGUAGAAUAUCGUGAAGGUUUUGAGAGAGACGUUAGAAAACUGGGUGCAACUUUUACUAGGAGGGAUGUCCAUGUGCCAUCUUUCUAUGAGGUCUAUUCCCUUUAUGAGAUAUGGAAGUUAUCCACUACAUAGACAUAUUCUCUGUUUGAAAUAUGAAAGGUGCAUGAGAUAUCCACUACAAUUACAGUAUCCACAACAUAGACAUAUUGCCUGUAUAAGAUAUGAAAGUUAUCCACUAUAUAGACAUAUUCUCUCUAUGAGAUAUGAAAGUGAUCCACUACAAGGACCCAUCUUUCACUGUAUGAGAUAUAGAAGUCAUCUACUACAGAGACAUAUUUUCCAUAUGAGAUAUGAAAAUUUUCUUCUUCAUAUACAGAUACAAUUCAAAUGCUGUAUUAUAAUCAAACCAGCAUAAAAUGCAGAGCAUUACAUCUUUUAGGAACUUAUAUUUUUCUGAAAAGGUUUGAAUAAAAGUAAUGUGUUUGUUAUUUUCUGUUGGCUUGGAUCUUAAUAUUAAAAGAAAGAUACCAAUCUUUAUGCAUGCAUGGGUGUUGUAAUAAUUUAACAUCUGGAAUAAUCUGGUACAUAAUCAAUUAGAAGUCAUAUUUGCAGUUUCUGAAACAGUUAUAUUACCC
Owenia fusiformis is the source of this 1940-nucleotide messenger RNA. Lineage: Eukaryota; Metazoa; Annelida; Polychaeta; Sabellida; Oweniidae. The record is from the annotation of a GenBank genome assembly.